GGACGACCGGAACAACAAGAUGGCGUAGCGUGAGGAGUUUCUGUAUUUUUAGAUGCAUAAAGCCCACGUAUGUUGAGGAAGUGUCAGGAAGAAGGAUCUGUGCAUGAGAAAAGUCCAGCAUGGAGCAGAUAUUAAAAGAGCACGGUGUCGAGUUUGAGACUGUCGGAGCUUCAAGUGUUUCUGGGCUUUUCUGGGCACAGCAGAAGUGUUCAUGAACAUGAGCUUCUCCUGAGAGCUGCUGAAGACGGGCUGCAGUCCAGCAAAUCACAAUCACCAGCAUUACUCCAGGAUCACAGACACCUGUCCCUCAUUCAGACACUGUAAAAUCACUGUCGCUCUAUGCUGAGAGAGAGGGUGCUGUACACCCACCUCUCUUUUAGCAGGAGUCAGUCCUGUAAAACACACUUUGAUACUGUUAUCUGGUGAAGCAGACGAGUGACAACCAGAAUCAGCAUGAAUCUCCAGCAACCAACUCCCCUCAUCCCCCCUGUCCACCCUGAUGUGCAGAUGAAGCCUCUGCCCUUCUAUGACGUGCUGGACGUCCUAAUCAAGCCUUCAAGCCUCGGAGCAAGCACUGCACAGAGAUAUCACCAAGAAAAAUAUUUUAUCUUUGCCUUGACCCCACAGCAAGUUAGAGAAGUGUGUAUAUCCAGGGACUUUCUACCAGGUGGAAGAAGAGACUACAUGGUUCAAAUUCAACUGCGGUUUUGCUUGUCAGAGACAAGUUGUCCUCAAGAAGACAAUUACCCAAACAGUCUGUGUAUAAAGGUCAACGGGAAACUUUUUCCUUUACCAGGUUAUGCACCCCCCCCAAAAAAUGGCGUGGAACAGAAGAGACCAGGAAGACCUCUAAACAUUACCUCACUGGUCCGCCUCUCCUCUGCAGUGCCCAAUCAAAUUUCAGUGACAUGGGCUCCUGAAAUUGGAAAGACUUAUUCCAUGUCUGUGUACCUGGUGAGGCAGCUAACAUCACCGCUGCUCCUACAGAGGCUGAGGAUGAAGGGCAUCAGAAACCCAGACCAUUCCAGAGCUUUAAUUAAAGAGAAGCUGACAGCAGAUCCAGACAGUGAGAUUGCUACAACGAGUCUUCGAGUGUCACUCAUGUGCCCGCUGGGUAAGAUGCGACUGACGGUUCCAUGCCGGGCGGUGACCUGCUCUCACCUGCAGUGUUUCGACGCCGCCCUCUACCUGCAGAUGAAUGAGAAGAAACCUACCUGGAUCUGUCCUGUUUGUGACAAGAAGGCUGCAUACGAGAGUCUUAUCAUUGACGGUUUAUUUUUGGAGAUCCUGAAUGACUGCUCAGAUGUGGAUGAAAUCAAGUUCCAGGAGGAUGGAACUUGGUGUCCAAUGAGACCAAAGAAAGAGUCCGUCAAGGUCCCCUCUCAGUCAAUCCCAAAAAUAGAGACCCCAGCUCCUUUGCGUCAGUCUUCAGUGGUUCCACAUUCUACUGAACCCAGCUCCACUAAGAAGGCUGAUGUCAUUGAUUUGACCCUGGAAAGCUCAUCCUCUGAUGACGAGGAAGAGGAGGACUCAGACCCUCCACUGAAGAAGCGCUGUGCUUACAUUUCCAAGAGUGAGGAGAUGCAUGCUAAAGGAGUGUUGACCUACCAACCCUCCACUGUGCGCAUGUCAAACGUCCAGGGCCUGGACCCGUCAUAUCUGACCUCUACACUUGCUGACUAUGCAGUCCCCUUCCACCCAUCCACCCUGGCUACCAUCCCCACAGACAUGCAGAGUCUGGAAUUGUUUUCCUUAAUUCAAGCAGAUCCUCAGCAUUACCGGCCUCAGAUGUUUCUGGACAACCUGACGAGCAGCAUGCAGAGUGCAGCGUCUGCCAGCACCAGUUCAGCCCUGGUCUCCUCCAGCAGCCACUAUGACACCAGUGGCCACGCCACUAGCUCCAUCCACGAGACCCGGGUAAUCACAGGGGGAGGAGGGGGCGCUGGAGGAGGAACUGACAGCAGCAUAUCAGAUAUUAUUUCACUAGACUGAGCCACAUCUCACUGGACCUUUUCAGGCCUUCCUGUGGCCUUUCUGUCUGAACUACAUGUACACGACCUAUUGAGAUUUACACAAAAGCACCUAAAUUGGUAUACAUGUGUACUUCGGUGGCCUGAACAUUUUGCACGUUCAGAUCGGUAUCAUUUGACCAUUUACGCAUUUCUCUUUUUGCACUUUUAGCAAACGGGUUCUCUCUCCUGUCUGCUGUGACAGGAUGAUAAAUGGUUUGUUGGCCAAGGAUAACAUGACCUGAGGACAAUUCUCAUGAAGGAACGCUUCAACAUUUUGGGGACAUGUUGUCAUUUGCUGUUAUAUCAUACAUCACAAAGAUCAAAACAAAAAGAGUGAUUUCAAACAGACAGAAUCUUUGUACCAGACAAAAGGAAAUGGAUUUAUCAUUUGGUCUGAUUCGUUGAUGAAACGUCAAACAAGCACAAUUUCCAAAAUGUUGAAGUGUUCCUUUCAUUUUUUUUUAAAUCACAAGAGAGCAGAAAGACUCCCAAACAAACUUAAGGAAAUGUGUUUCAAUAAGAUUUGAUGCUAAUUAGUUAUCAAACAGUUGCCUACUGAGCAUUUCAUCUGAGCUCAUUCUGAUGCUUUAGCUUUGGUUAAGUCCAAUAUUUGCUCCAUGUGGCUCCAAUGUGGGAAAUAUUUAGGACAUUGAAGUCAUCAUACAGUGUAUUCAGAAAGAAUUCAGACACUGUUUUCACUUUCGUUCACAUUGAUGUGUUGCAGCCUCGCAUUAAGAUCAUUCCAAUUCAUUUUCCCCUGAUCAGUCUACACUCAAUGUCCCAAAAUGAGAAAGAGUAAAACAGGAUUAUAGAUAAAACCGGAAUAUCACACUGACAAGUAUUCAGAGCCUUUACUUACUACUUAGUUUAAACACCUUUGGCAAACCUGAGUCUUACUGGAUAGCUUCCAGUGCAUCCUUUCAUAUAUGAGACCCCUGGUUGUUCCAAAUUUCUUCUAUUUAAGAAUAAUGGAGGCUGCUGUGCUCUCAGGAACCUUCAAUGCAGCCUUAACACAGUCCUGUCUCUGCAGGUAGUUCCUUCAAUCUCAUGGCUUAGGGUUUGCUUUGAUAUGCACUGACAGCUGUGAGACCUUAUGUAGACCAGUGUGUUCCUCUCCAAAUCAUGUCCCAUCAGUCCAAUUUUCCACAGCUGGUCUCCAUUCAAGGUGUAGAAACAUCGCUUUGUCAUUAUGGGGGAAUUGAGUGUAGAUGGAUGAGGAGGAAAAUGAAUUGAAAUUAUUUCAGCAUGAGGCUGCAACAACAACCACAUGUGAAAAAUGUGAAGGGGUCUGAAUACUUCCUGAAAGCACUGUAUAUACCAAUUUGGGCCCUUUUUUUGGCCUGUUGUACCUGAGUGUGUGCCUCAUCAGCAGAUAACAUCAAGGUGAAUGGAAGUAGAGCUCGGAUUCACUGCUCUCAGCAAGACCUUGUUUCACAGAACAGCCGUGCAAGUGAAUGAACGGUUGGAAGUUGAACUAUAUUGGACUGAUAACUUCCUCACACACACUGUAAACAGGGACGUUUGUGUGUGUUUUUACUGUGUCUGUGCUGGCUUUCUAAAGUCCUGUCUUUUCCUCUCAUUCACACUAAUGAAUGAAACAUGGAAGGCAGGUCAGUAAUUCAGAUGUUUUCAUUGGUUAUAACAGCUGUCAGUUAAUACCAUGAUGGGGUUUGUUACAGGGCAGCUUUCUUAUCAUACAAAUAUAAAAAGUUCUUUUGUAAUUAGUCAGAGCAAUAAUAAUUUAAAUCCUGUUAGGUAUAACAUAGUUGUAAAUGUAGUUCAGAUAUUCAGUAAAUGAUUCCAGCUGGUCCUCGCCACUCUGCCUCCCUAAUGGAAUUUCUUUUCUUUGUGUAUGUUCAGUUUAUUGCCUGAUGUCAAUUGCAAACAUGCAUGUUGUUUUUUUAGGUUUUUUUUUAGAUUAAUACAAUUACGGUAGUUCAACAUUUAAAGAAACACACUUCUUGGCUUUCUUUCUGAGAAUGAGAUGAGAAGAUCAGUGUUAAUUAUGAAUUGUGUAUAUAGUGUGGAGCUGGAUUGAGGACGUUGUUAGACUAGCUCAGCAUGAAGACGUAAAGCAGGAGGAAACAGCUGGACUUACUCUGUCCAGAGGUGAAAAAGCCACAUAGCAACUUCAAAGCUCACUAACACUAUGAUCCCAACCUACAAGAAGAUGUGUGUGGUUUUACAGUCACUGUCAUGGUGCACCUGUAUCAUUUGCAUAUAUGUAAUAAUGUGGACAACAAACAGAAUAUCAGUACUGAUGUUUCUGUGAUAUACGUGUCGUGUCUCUUUGCACCAUACAAAACAAAACAUAGAUAAACAGGUAGUGGUUGUAGACGGUGUUAUGUGCUUCUCCAGACAAGCUGUUCCCCAGUGCUUCCAGUCUUUCUGAUAAUCUAGCUUUAGUACAUCCUGACUCAAGCUCCAUACUGAAAACACAUUCUCAUCUCUCUCACUGAAAGGAAGUAUAUAAGUGUAUUUCCCAAAAUGCUCAACUAUUGUCUUUAUAGGGGGACAUAUUACGCACACUUCCAGGUCUAUAUUUAUAUUCUGGGGCUUAACUGGAAUAUGUUGAACUCAUACUGGUCCUUUUAAAGCCCCUCAGUUCAGCCUCUGUCUGAAAAACACUGUUGUAGCUCCUGUCUCUCCCUGUGAUCCACAUCUUGAAAACUGCCCCUCAGCUCCAGCAGCCACGUCAACAAACCAUGACAGAAAGUGGAACAGCAGGAUUUUACUGCUUUCUCUCAUUCUGCACUCAAAUUGUCAGCUUCUCAAAUCCAUCCGUACAUGUUUACAAGUUACAGUUUACAGCUUCAUUUAGCAGAUGUACAUCUGAGAGCUGAUACAACACAAGCAGGGAACUAUUGAGCAGAGAACAACAUGAGUAAGUGCCAUAAAGCUGAGUUUGAGUCUGACAGGACGUAGGUGCCAACAGGCAGUUUUUCCAUAAGUCCAUCAAGUGCAGAGGUGUUUGUGAAAGAGCUGGUAUUUAGUCUUCUCUUAAACUUUGUGGGCAUGAGUUGGGUUGAUUGGAUCUGGAUACUGAUCUCUGGCUGGGAUGACUUGGAGCUCAGUGAGCUGCUGGAGCCAAAAUCCAAAUCUGAAAUAGUAGACACUGAAUAACACAUGGAAAGACCUUAGCGACAACAUCAGCAAAAUAAAGCUAUGGAACAGACAGCUGUUAAUGGGUGUGCAUCAGCUCAAUGACACACCUUCACAAAUGAAGUGUUCAGAGCAGGUUGAAGAGCUGACCUUUGGCAUGCAGAGAGCAUUUCUAUAUAGACCAUCUUUGAUCAUGUUCAACAUCUGACAUCAGAACAGUGUUUAAAUAAGAAAAUCACUAACAGCAUGAUAUGUCCCCUUUCUUUUCUUUUUUAACUGUGUGCAUCAGCCUUUACAAAUGUGUAACACUUCAUUGGGUUUUGAGAUAAUCAGAGUUUAUGUGUUGGUGUAAAAUUUCAGACAAGUUAAAGCUGCCAAAAGUCUGAUAUUCAUUCAUUUAUUUGGUUUUUAAAGUUGAGUUGGUCAUUCUUCAGGAGUGUGACCUCUCUGCUAUUCUUGUAUUUUGCUGUAUGUCAAUGAUGUUUUGAAAAGGAUGGAAGUGGAAUGAACAUGUGCUUAGUGUCAAUACUAGAAAAUGUUUGCCCACUUCGACACACUUAACAGCAAGCAACGACACGAAAACCCACAAACAGGGCAGCUACUGUAUCAUUAGUACAUUAUGGGGAUUGCUUGCUGUGUAUGUGGACUCCCGGCCUUUCAGGAGCUCAAUCUCAGGGAUCUAUACUCCACUCUCUGUGCUUCAAACACAGACACUCCAUUGACAGCAUUUACAAGUGAAAUGCAGAUGGUAGUGUAUAAGAUAGGUUCAUGUAUAAGCUUAUUAGGUCAGUGUAUCUGCUUUUUUCAACCAUUAUGCCAAUGAAUGUUAACAGUUACAAGUUCACAUUGUAAGGCUACUAAAAGGGUCAGUUCACACUUCCGAAAAUACCCAAAACAUUCUUCCUUAUAAUUGUUCGGGGGGUAGAGGGGUCGGGCUGACUGGACUUCUACAGGCUGUAUCUGUUCACUUGCAGGUAGAUGUUGGUGAUGUGGAUACAUGAACCCUCAUGUUUUUGGGGAUUUUAUACUCUGCAUCGUCUUUAUGGACAUAAUUGAUAUAACUUCAUUACACCAUGUUAAAAGACUCAGAGAAAAGUAGGUUGUUUUGUUUUUUUUGCUCCAAAUUCACAAUUGUAUUACAAAACUGUCUUUGUUUUCCUGAACCUGUAAAUGCAGCAUUUUUGAGUUGUGGUACCAACUGUGGGUGUUUUUUUUUUUUUAUUA
Molecule: messenger RNA, 6338 nt
Organism: Scomber scombrus (Atlantic mackerel)
Lineage: Eukaryota; Metazoa; Chordata; Actinopteri; Scombriformes; Scombridae
Gene: pias2
Product: protein inhibitor of activated STAT, 2
Exons: 15
Coding region: 454-1992 (512 amino acids)
Biological process (GO): regulation of transcription by RNA polymerase II; protein sumoylation
Molecular function (GO): SUMO ligase activity; zinc ion binding; transcription coregulator activity
Source: RefSeq, a predicted model, not a curated record